Messenger RNA from Daphnia carinata, 1682 nucleotides. Its product is annotated as dynein regulatory complex subunit 4-like. The transcript is spliced from 8 exons. The record is from RefSeq and is a predicted model, not a curated record. NCBI's taxonomy places the organism in Eukaryota, Metazoa, Arthropoda, Branchiopoda, Diplostraca, Daphniidae. Bases 180 to 1682 code for a protein of 500 amino acids. Gene Ontology annotation, biological process: cell motility. Gene Ontology annotation, cellular component: microtubule; motile cilium; Golgi apparatus. Gene Ontology annotation, molecular function: microtubule binding; small GTPase binding.
GUUUAAAGAGCGCAACUGCGAGUAUAUGCUUCGCAACGUAUCUUAGCGACCAAUCCCAAACAUGCGGGUCAUCGACUAGUUUAUUGUUACCUGGGUUACCUAGACGCAGCAACAUAUCGCUUCAUUAUUUUCGCCUAAAAUUUUAAGUUUCCAGCGGGGGAUUUCUAUUUUUAAAAAACAUGGUGAGUAAGAAUGAGAUAAAAACAGCUGGGGCUAAGUCAGGAAAACCGGCCAAAGGGAGCAAAGGUAAAAAGACCGGGAAGAAAAAUGUAUCUCACCGCAGCGCUUUACUGUUGGACGGACUACCAGUAUCUGAGAUGUCAAGAGAUCAACUUCUUAAUCAUUUAACUCGACUUCUUGACCAGCUGGAAAAAGAACGUGAAGAACGUAAUUUUUUUCAACUAGAGCGCGAUCAAAUUUAUGGUUUUUGGAAAGUCGCAAAGGAAGAAGUCGAAGAUGUACGGGCUCGCCUCAGAAAUAAAGAAAAGGAAUUAGACGACGCUGAAGAAAUAAGACAAAAAGACAUAUCGAUCUAUAAGCAGCAAAUAAAAUGUCUUCUUCAUGAACAUCAGACAACUGUAGCUGAAGCGCGGAACGAACAACAAACAGCUUUGGAGCUAGCUCAUUUAGAACAUCAAGAUCAAGAGCAAAUACUGCGUUUAGAACAACAGCGUUUGAAAGAGGAAAUCCGUCAUCUAAGUCUUCAAGAGCAGCUUACAGUUGACAAUAUCAAAAUGGAACACUCACAAGAAUUGAGUGAGAUGCGUAAAAACUUAGAGCAGGAAGCUAGACAACUUGAAAUCAAGUACCAAAAUCAGAUGGAUGCCCUGAGGAACGAUCUAGAAAAACGGAGGAGAAACGACUUACAAAAUAUUGAUACAAAAGAUCAGCAACAUUUAGCUGCACUAAAAGCUAAUCACGAACAGGCAGUAAUUAAUUUAAAGAAUUAUUUUAACGACAUUAUUCUCAACAACAUGACCUUGAUCACGUCUAUGAAAGAACAAUUAUCAGAAUUCCGGAUUAAAGAAGAAAGGUUGGAAAAGCAAUUUCACAGGACUAGCAAGGAGAUAAAGCAUCUAAGGGAGAAAUGCGAACAGCUGGAAAAAAUAAAUAAAGAGUUACGGAAAGAUACAGAGAACUGGUUACAUGCUAAAACUUCCCUACAAGCAGCAAAAAGUCACCACAAAACGAUGUCCAAACAGCUUGAAGAAGCUGUAUGGCAACGUGAAGUGGCCGAGCAACGUCUAGCGCGAACAAAAACCGAACGGGACGAGUUAGAAGAAAACUUCAUGGCUGCUAUCUUGGAGGUGCAACAGAAAGCAAAUCUAAAACAGCUUGUUCUGGAAAAGAAAAUGGAAACAUUACAAGAAUCUCUUAAAUUUAAAGACAUUGCAUUGAAACAAUUUACCUUAAAUGGAUCUGGCUUGAACUUGGAUGCAGGAACAAAUUCAUCUGGAGAGACAAUUUCAUGCUCUUUGAGAGAGGGGAGACAACAAACAGUGGUUAAAAUGAACUUUGAAGCAGGACAUCAUGAAGGAAUGCCAGACAAAUCUUUCCAGUCCUCCAAUGAGAGCAUACCUGCCAUUGAAGAAAAAUUAAGCCUACAGUCUAGUUCAAUCAAAUCAAUUCUAGAUACAUCAAAAUCUAAGUCAGCAGUCUUGGACGUCAAAGAUGUGUUGUAA